CAGAGAGAAAAAUAGCAACUCAAAUUACAAACAAUGGCAGUGAAUACUAAUGAAGGUAGUAAGCAUAUGAAUACAGGUGAUGGUGAAACUAGCUACACCAACAAUUCUGCCCCUCAGAAAAUAGGGAUAUCGAAAUCAUUGCAUGUAUUGGAUGAAGCAAUCAAAGAUAUGAUAACUGAUAUCGGCUUUCCGAAAUGCUUCAAGAUAGCUGAUUUGGGCUGUUCAUCGGGCCCUAACGCCCUUUCGGUAAUUUCUCGUAUAAUCGAAAAAAUCGAACAUCUCUCCAAAGAAAACAAUAAUGAGUAUGAAGUGUUUCUGAGUGACCUCCAUGGAAAUGACUUCAACAACCUCUUCAAAAUGCUGCCCGAUUUUUACGAAAAACUCAAUAUUAAUAAUCCAAGUACGAGAUGCUUCGUAUCGGGUUUGCCGGGCUCGUUCUACGGCAGGCUAUUCCCAAGGAAUAGCCUCGAUUUUGUCCAUUCAUCCUACAGUCUCCAUUGGCUCUCUCAGGUAAUUAUUAUUAUUUUUCGAAUAUAAUUACGAAUUUUUGUUAUAAUUUUUUUUUUAAUUCAACUCCUGCUAGAAAUUGGGAUAGUAGGGGAAGGGCAGAAUUUGAAUUCU
Molecule: messenger RNA, 621 nt
Organism: Erythranthe guttata (spotted monkey flower)
Lineage: Eukaryota; Viridiplantae; Streptophyta; Magnoliopsida; Lamiales; Phrymaceae
Source: RefSeq, a predicted model, not a curated record